AUGGAAAGUUUAAUAGUAAAACGAGCAAAAGUUCACCCGUUACCACCGUUGAGUGUUGAUGUGUCAUUAUCGGUAACCGUUAAAAUUCACAACAAGGUUUUGUAUUGGAUGGAGCUAGCUGAAGUUGACGUCGGCAUCAAGUAUCGUGGGCAUAAACUUGGUCACGUGGAAACGAGGGGUUGGCACGUGAAGGGAUGGGGUUCAGAACAUGUGUUUGGUGAGCUUGAGUUUGGGGGACUUCCUUCUCCAGAUGUGGCACAUUUGAUGCAGGAUCUGGCUAAGAAGAGGGUUCAUUUUCACACUGCUGUUGGAGUUGUGGGAAACCUUGGACUUUUUGCCUUUCACUUCCCUAAAAUUUUCAAGGUAUUAUAG
Medicago truncatula (barrel medic) is the source of this 372-nucleotide messenger RNA. RefSeq lists its product as uncharacterized. The record is from RefSeq and is a predicted model, not a curated record. The transcript has a single exon. Lineage: Eukaryota; Viridiplantae; Streptophyta; Magnoliopsida; Fabales; Fabaceae. Bases 1 to 372 code for a protein of 123 amino acids.